GAGUUCUACCCUGCGGUUUUACAUUUUCAUGCUGUGCUCUCCGAGGUACACGGCCUUUCAGUGCCUCUGCACCUUCUAGCUGGUGGUUGGAAAAUUAUCACCAUGUUUGUUUCUUGUUUAUAAAAAAAAAAUUAAGAAUGACAUAGGUUUUCUGAAGAAAGCAGCUCUCUUUUCAAUAUGGCUUCACCAAAUAUUUAUACUGAAGUGAACUUCAAAAAUCAACCUGUUUUCUCAGGCACCAUCUCAGACUCAACUUCAGCUCUCCCAAAGAAGAUCACUAUUCAAAAACAUAAUCCUGGCUUUCCCAUGCUGCUUCUUGCCUUGCUGAUAUUUUUCCAGCUGUUGGCAAUCUUGUUCUCUGUUACCCUGAUCAUUUUCUUUCAAAUGUAUUCUGAUCUCCUUGAAGAAAAAAAUACUAUGAAACAGCUCAAUCACACAAAAUUGGAUUGCAGAAGAAACCACUUAUCCGUGGAAGGCAAAGUCUGGAGCUGUUGCCCAAAGAAUUGGAAGCCAUUUAGUUCCCACUGCUACUUCACUUCCAUUGAGUCUGCAUCUUGGAACAAGAGUGAGGAGAAGUGCUCCAGCAUGGACGCUCAUCUGCUGGUGAUCCACAGCCAGGAAGAACAGGAUUUCAUCACUAAGACCUUGGACAUUAGUUCUGCUUAUUACAUGAGGCUGUCAGAUCCAGAGGGCCAUGGACAAUGGCAGUGGGUUGAUCAGACACCAUACAAUCAAACUGCCACGUCCUGGCACUCAGACGAACCCCAUGGCAACAAGGGAUUUUGCGUUGUGCUAAAUUAUCAUCCAAACCUGAAAGGAUGGGGCUGGAGUGAUGCCCCUUGUGAUGGUGAUCAUAGGUUCGUUUGUGAGAUGAGGCAGCUCUAUUUAUGAAUCAAACCUUCUCUGUGGACAUAUGACAUGGAAUCCGUAGUCACAGAGAUAACUAGAAAGUUCCUCAUUUGGACCUCUUAAGGAUCAAACACAGGCACUUGGAACUAUGUCAUUAAGCCAGGUUCUUAGAAAACUUUUCGUCUCUCUGCGUCUCUGUCUGUCUUUCUGUCUCUCUCUCUCUCUCUGUGUGUCUGUCUGUCUGGAGACAGGUUCUCACUAUGUAUCCCUGGCUGUCCUAGAACUCACUAUGUAUACCAGACUGACAGGCUCAUAGAGAUACUUCUGCCUUGAUUUCCCGAGUGCUGGGAUUAAAGGCGUGUGCCACCACUGCCUAGCUUCUUAAUAAAGUGUAAGAGAUGUCUGCAGAAUUUUAGGUAGGUAGGUAACAUCAGCUCACAUUGGUACUCAUUCAUUCAUGUCCUCAUUCAUAAAUCAAGCAUUUCCCCCAAUGCCAGACACUGCCGGAGACCUCUACGUGCACACAUAGAGAGAGACGUGUGUGUCUCUCUGCUAGUGUCUGACUGCCGAGGUUUUACCCACUGAUGGAUGAUGUGGUUUGGCACUCUAUAUGUUGUUUUGUCUUCCCUGUUUGUCUUUGUUGAUGUUCAAUUGACAAAUAAACUUUUGUGUCCGUAAGAUA
Molecule: messenger RNA, 1531 nt
Organism: Meriones unguiculatus (Mongolian gerbil)
Lineage: Eukaryota; Metazoa; Chordata; Mammalia; Rodentia; Muridae
Product: C-type lectin domain family 4 member A-like
Exons: 6
Coding region: 178-891 (237 amino acids)
Source: RefSeq, a predicted model, not a curated record